This is a messenger RNA of Auxenochlorella protothecoides, 885 nucleotides long. RefSeq lists its product as hypothetical. NCBI's taxonomy places the organism in Eukaryota, Viridiplantae, Chlorophyta, Trebouxiophyceae, Chlorellales, Chlorellaceae. The coding region runs from base 1 to 885 and encodes 294 amino acids. The record is from RefSeq and is a predicted model, not a curated record. The transcript has 6 exons.
AUGAGCCUGCUCCCCAAGGAGGCCUGUUUGAUCCGACUCUUCAAUGCAGCUGGAUGCCACCAGUGGGACCGCCUCGCUCCCUUGGCACGGGAGUUCUAUGAUCUGGGUGGGAGCCUGGAGGAGCUCGUCGCGACGACCCGUUUCCUCGUCACAUUGAUUGGGUACGGUCCAGCCCUGAAGGCCACCCUAACCCUGCACAAGGCCGGGUUUAUGCCAAAGCACGUCCCCGGCAAGGUGGGCGGCCCCCCGGGGAAUGCAUUUGAGUUGGUCUACACCUCGGUCACGGACACCGUGCGAGCCAAGCUGCACGAUGCCGACCCUGUGCUUGCAGAGUGGAUCCGGACGCACCUAUAUGGAGACAUAUACAGCAGCCCCGGCAUUCCCCUGCGCCUCAAGCAGCUCCUCAUCUGCUCCAACCUGGCCAUGGCUGACAUGCCGGACCAGCUCUUUGGGCAUGCCAUCGCGGGCCUGCGCUUCGGGGCCACGCUGCAGCAGCUGGAGGAGGCGGUGCACCUGGCGGUGGCCGUCCCGGAACACAGCAUCAAGCCUGCCAUCGUGGACGAGGCCCUCAAGAUCCUCACGCUGGCACAGCGCAAGUACAGACGGGACUUUGCUGGCAGCCCAGCCAGCCAGCAGGUGGCAGUGGCGUUUGGUAGCGUCCGCAUCCCGCCCCUGGCCCCUCUCACCAACGGCCCCCCCUCGAUGAGUGCCAUGUCGGGCACCGUUGCCGAGCCCACGCCCAAGCCGACCCAGGUCAGGCACGUCCAGAUGGUGACGGAGAAGACGAUCGCAGCAGCUCCCAAGGUGCCCAAGCCUGCCGCUGGGAGCGUGUCCCAGGAAGGCUUUGCCUGGGACGUCCUGGAGUCGGAGCGACCACCCAUGUAG